Molecule: messenger RNA, 2903 nt
Organism: Eleginops maclovinus (Patagonian blennie)
Lineage: Eukaryota; Metazoa; Chordata; Actinopteri; Perciformes; Eleginopidae
Gene: gnl3
Product: G protein nucleolar 3
Cellular component (GO): nucleolus
Molecular function (GO): GTP binding
Source: RefSeq, a predicted model, not a curated record
GAAAUUACGUAGCGUCAAACUUGCGCACUGCUCCACGUGUGAGCAGCAGAAAAGGCACAUUGGCAGAUCCGCAUCUCCACCAUGAAGCGACCAAAGUUAAAGAAAGCAAGUAAGCGGGUGUCAUGCUCCAAACGCUAUAAAAUACAGAAAAAGGUCCGGGAUCACACCAGAAAACUAAGAAAAGAGUUGAAAAAGAACGGAGGACCGAGCAAACGGCCGAAGAAAGAUCCCGGCGUGCCCAACAGCGCUCCCUUCAAAGAGGAGGUCCUCCGCGAGGCCGAGCAGAGGAGGCAGGAGAUUGAAGAAAUAAAAGAGAGAAAAAAACAAGCUAAAAAAGUUCAGCGGGCCCAGAAGAGAAAAAGGGAGAAACAGACCGGAGAAAAACAAACAGAACCCACAGCCAAGAAGCCUCUGAAGGAAGUGGUUGAAAAACAGCCAGAGAUACAGCCCAGCCCAUUCAAGGGCACAAAACAGUACCUCUGUUCUGAAUUAAAUAAGGUAAUAGAUGCAUCUGAUGUCAUAAUAGAAGUCCUUGAUGCACGUGAUCCACUGGGGUGCAGAUGUCCACAGCUAGAAGAGGCAGUGCUGCAGAGGGAAGGCAACAAGAAACUCCUAUUGGUUUUAAGCAAAAUAGAUCUGGUACCAAAAGAAAAUGUGGAGAAGUGGAUACAGUGCUUACAGCUGGAGUUUCCAGUUGUGGCGUUCAAAGCAUCAACACAGAUCCAGCACAAAACAGUGCGAGCCAGGAAGAGCAGGAUAGUAGCCUCCAAUGAAAUCCUGGACAGAUCCCGAGCAGCAGCCUGCUGUGGAAACGGGUGUCUCGCUGAAUUCCUGAUUAGUUAUGCUGCUAAAACAGAGACUGAGUCUUCACUCAAAGUGGGCGUAGUGGGUUUUCCAAAUGUGGGGAAAAGCAGUCUCAUCAACAGUAUGAAGGGGCUCCUCGCAUGCAAUGCUGGAGUCACGAGAGGCCUCACAAAAUCAAUGCAGGAGGUGAGCAUCCAGAAGAACAUGAAGCUAAUAGACAGCCCUGGAGUCAUGGCAGCACCGUCCAACCCGCCAGCCUCCAUGGCUCUGAGGAGCCUGCAGGUGGAGGAGGGUGAGGUCAGUGUGCUGGAGGCGGUCCGGACUCUGCUCAAACAAUGUGACCAUAGCCAGAUCAUGCUUCAGUAUAAUAUCCCUGACUUCAGAAACUCCUUGGAGUUUUUGACGUUGUUCGCCAAAAAGCGUGGAUUCCUUCAGAAGGGUGGAAUCCCUAACACAGAACAGGCAGCCACGGCUUUCCUCGCUGACUGGACAGGAGCUAAGCUAAGCUAUCACUGUAAAGCAUCGGAGAACCACACCCUCCCAGACUACAUGUCCGCUGCUGUUGUGGCUGAGAUGCAGAACGGCUGCUCUAAUAUUCUAAAAACAGGCAAUGAGGAAACUCUGAAAGAUGUGAAAUUCCCAAGCCAAGCCGGCAGUAUAGGGUUCACCUCUAAAGGUCCGACUGCCGGCCUACUGAGUAUCGACGACGUCUCUGAAGAAAAACCUGCUGAUGCAGUUUCAGAGAGAGCAGAGCAGAUUGUUGAGAAUAAUCAGCCUGAACAGACUCCAGAGGAGGCGAAUGAAACAAAAGCCGAUGAGCCUCCUAUUAAAAGAAACCCAGGCCGUGUGCAGUUCGAGUCUGUCCCCAUUGAUAUCAGCCUCUCAACAGCAGGAGACGCCUAUGACUUCAACACAGAUUUUAAAUGAGCUUUGCCUUCUUGGUGUGGAUGAGAUGGAGACCUUGACAUGUUGGCAUUCAAGGACAAGCUGACUGCAAGAGGGACUGUCGAGGUGCCUUUGACCCCAUCCUGUCAGGCAAAGUUGAUUCAGAAUGAAUUUGAAGUUUAAGUGGUUUUGCCCUUUCUUCAAAUUCUGAAUCUGGACGACAUUGGGACAAUGUCCAGGCGAGGACCGACCUUUUUUACCCUUGACGUCUUUCAGUUGUCUAGGACUAAUAACUGCCCAGAAAAUGGACAUGAAAAUAUCCAGACUUGCUCUCCCAGAUAUUGUCUUAGAAGUCCAGAGGUCAUUUGUAAUAAUGUGUGCUAAAUAUUGUAUAUAGACUAUGUACUAUAAAUGUAAUAAACCCUUUACAAAGCCGAAAUAAUUUAUCACUGUCUGUCUUCCAAAACCUUGAACAUACUAUAUAGCAGAAUCAUGCUGCGUUCUCCUUGUGACUUGUUUUUAAUUACCCUUUUCAGGAAGUAUUACUAAAAACAUAGCAUGAGCUGCAAAUGGCUAAUCCUGAAUGAUAAAAAUGAAUUCAAAUGACUUUUACUACACACGAUAAAUAUUUACAACAGCAAGGCAAAUGCUUUUCAACAUGUAAACAAAUCAAGGGGAUAUAAGGCUCUAUAAUGAAUAAAUUCAACCUGUGAGGCAAUACAAUACAGAAUUAGUGUUCAUUUAUAGAAGUUAUAAUUCAUAGGUGGGAAGAAUCAAAAUAUUGCAAAUCCCACUAAAUAUUUUUUAAGUAACUUCAAUGUUUAAUGGAAAGUCUGCUCAACAGGGAAGGUCAGGGUGCCCUUGACCAUAUGUCAAGCAAAGUAGAUUUCUGAAUCAUUUUAAACUUAAGUGGAUUUGACUACUCGGUUGUGUCUUUGUCCUUUCUUCAAUUUCUGAAUCUGGGAGAACUUGGGACAGUUUCCAGACGACUAACCUUUUUAUACUAGACCUCUUUCAGUUGAGUACAAAUCAGUGCCUAUCAAAUGGACUUUAUCUACUGUCAUUAUGGUGUAGUGGUCAUGAAAUUAUCCACUGACCUCUCCGUCCAGAUGAUGGUGAAAGAUCUACAAUGUCUAGAGGUCAUUAGCAAUUGUCAUGCAAAAUAAUGUAUAUAGACAAUGUCCUAUAAAUGUAAUAAACCCUUUACAAAACUA